Camellia sinensis is the source of this 1509-nucleotide messenger RNA. NCBI's taxonomy places the organism in Eukaryota, Viridiplantae, Streptophyta, Magnoliopsida, Ericales, Theaceae. The record is from RefSeq and is a predicted model, not a curated record.
AUGGCACAAGAAGAAGUAGUCGAUGUGAGGGUGGACCCGCUGGGAGAUGAUGAUGCGGAGGUAGAACCAGAUCAGUGGCACACUAAGGCGGACAAAUCCACACUCACGGCGGCGGAUUUGGAGGUUAUCAGGGAACGGUACAGAUUCCGGCGGAGUAGAGUUACUGCUGCCAACAUCAAGGGAAGGUCGUCUACUGCGAGGCCAGGGAAGUUUUCCCUGUACGGAGGAGCACUUAAAGGGCCAGAAAGGGGGGGGGAGGCUCUGAAAAAGAAGAAGAAGAAGAAGAGGAGUACCCCAGAGGAAGCCGCAGAUGAGUCUGGGCCCAAGAGGGCUAAGGUGGCCCCAACUGAGGUGGAGGUCCCUGUGGCAAAGGACGCCCCAGAGGUGGUGGAGAUCAUCCCAACGGUGGAGGUUGUGGAGAUUGCUCCAUCAGUGCAAGUGGAGGCUGGGGUAACUGAGGCGGUGCCGAGCGGAAGGGAACAGGUCCAGAAGAGGCCUGACCCCCAGGAAGGGGGGGUUCGUCUGGCUACGGCGAUCUACCAUGCGCGCGCGGUAGCUGGAAGGUUGGAGGGAGAAGAAGGCCCAGCCAGGGCGGGGGCAGACCGCCUGGUGAAGAUUAUGGAGGAGACAGCUCUGCGCGUGGCAUCAGGAUAUAAUGAGGCCGACCUGCUGAGGGGGUUAUGCUCCGCCCAAAUGGAGGUAACUACCUUGGCAGGGGCCCUCCUUAGGAAGGCGGGGGCUGCCAAGUUGAAGGCUGAGGAGGCCAGGGCCCAGUUGGCCAAAUUGAAGAAGGACAGUGCCGACUGGAAGAUUGCCCAUACCGAUCUGCCAGCAGUCAAGUUGGAACUGGAGGACACACACCGUAAGGUCGUGUCGCUCGAGUUCCAACUGGCUGGUGAACAGAAAAAGUUGGAAGAGUCUGAAAGGGCCUGCGCCGUGGCAGUCGAGCGGCAUGAAAAGGCCAUGACCAGCAAUGAAGAGCUGGUCAGGCAAAAAGAUGAAGCAGAUUCCAGAAUUGGAGAUCUGUCAAAGGAGUUGGGGGAGGAGUGCGCCAGAGCAGAGGAGGAGAAGGGGAGGCUUCUGAGGGAGUGGGAGAUAGAGAAGGCGAAGGCGGUGGCGGAGCUGGAGAGUCUGAAGAAGGGGGUGGAAGAGGAGAGGGCGACGGCGGCUGCUGAAAGGGGGGCCCUGCAAAGAGAGCUGGACGAGGAGAGGGCGAAGGCGGCGUCUGAAAAAGCGACUUACCCUGAUCUGUGCGUCGCAGUAGUGGAGCAAUAUAAAGGGUCCUCCGAAUUUCAAAUGGUGGUAGACGCCGCUGUCGCCAGGAGUCUGGCUGGGCAAGAGUCUGGGGGGGUGGGCCCAUCAAGGAAGAUUGCUGGAGGUUACUGUAUUAGCAGAGCUGAUCUUGUCUUCAAGAAUCACAAAUGUGUUGAUGAUGAUGUAUUUACCUUUCCUGGGUUUUGCAAUCUUAGCUAUUCUGCGCGGCUUGUUACUAUGCUCUCGCCAAACUAA